Gracilinanus agilis (Agile Gracile Mouse Opossum) is the source of this 2703-nucleotide messenger RNA. RefSeq names its product opsin 3 (gene OPN3). NCBI's taxonomy places the organism in Eukaryota, Metazoa, Chordata, Mammalia, Didelphimorphia, Didelphidae. The record is from RefSeq and is a predicted model, not a curated record. Gene Ontology annotation, molecular function: G protein-coupled receptor activity. Gene Ontology annotation, cellular component: photoreceptor outer segment; membrane. Gene Ontology annotation, biological process: G protein-coupled receptor signaling pathway.
AUGGGGAGGCUUCCUUGAGCCAGAUCUGGGGGAGAGUGGGUUGACUGCCUCUUCUCCCACUCUCAUUGGCGCCUCCCGUGGGAGCGGCCCGGUGGCGGCUGCUGCUGCUGUGGCUUCUACUCACUAUGGCCCCAGUGCGCUCAGGAGCUGGAGCCCGAGCCGGAACCGCGCCCAGGGUGCUGGUAGCAGCGGGAAACGGAGCGCUAAGCACUUGCUCCUAGGACCGUCAGCUUCCUAGCCAUGUACUCCGACAACAGUAGCGAUGAUGGCGGUGGCGGGUACUGGGGCAGCGGCAGAGCAGGAGGAGCCGGCGGCACUGGGGUUACCGGGGAGCCCGGGCCAGAGGGGAGCCCUCGCCAAGCGCCCCUUUUCAGUCCCGGGACCUACGAGCUGCUAGCGUUACUGAUCGCCACCAUCGGGCUGCUGGGCUUGUGCAACAAUUUGCUGGUGCUUGUCCUUUACUACAAGUUCCAGCGGCUCCGCACCCCGACUCACCUCUUCCUGGUGAAUAUCAGUUUCAGUGACCUGCUCGUGUCCCUCUUUGGAGUCACCUUUACCUUUGUGUCGUGCCUCAGGAGCGGCUGGGUCUGGGACUCGGUGGGCUGCGCAUGGGACGGGUUUAGCAACAGCCUCUUCGGGAUUGUUUCCAUUAUGACCCUCACUGUCCUUGCCUAUGAGCGCUACAAUCGAAUUGUCCAUGCCAAAGUGAUUAAUUUUUCCUGGGCCUGGAGGGCAAUAACCUACAUCUGGCUUUACUCAUUGGUAUGGACUGGAGCUCCUCUCCUGGGCUGGAACAGAUACACUUUGGAAAUCCAUGGCCUAGGCUGCUCAGUGGACUGGAAAUCUAAAGACCCCAAUGAUUCCUCCUUUGUGCUUUUCUUAUUCUUUGGCUGCCUGAUGUUACCUGUUGGUGUCAUGGCCUAUUGCUAUGGCCAUAUUUUGUACGCCAUCCGAAUGCUCCGAUGUGUUGAAGAGCUUCAAACCAUCCAAGUGAUUAAAAUCCUGAGAUAUGAAAAGAAAGUAGCCAAAAUGUGUUUUUUAAUGAUAGCAAUAUUCCUGUUCUGCUGGAUGCCUUAUGCAGUGAUCUGUCUCUUGGUAGCAAAUGGCUAUGGCAGCCUGGUCACACCAACUGUGGCUAUCAUAGCAUCUCUCUUUGCCAAAUCUAGUACUGCGUACAAUCCAAUUAUCUACAUCUUCAUGAGCAGAAAGUUUCGGAGAUGCCUUUUACAGCUCCUGUGUUUCAGGCUGCUAAAAUUCCAGCAGCCCAAGAAAGAUAGACCUGUCAUCAGGACCGAAAAGCAGAUAAGACCUAUAGUGAUGUCCCAGAAAGUUGGAGAUCGACCAAAGAAGAAAGUGACUUUUAGCUCCUCCUCCAUCAUUUUCAUCAUCACCAGUGAUGAGACUCAGAUGAUUGAUGAGAAUGACAAAAACAGUGGGACAAAGGAUAACUGCUUGACCUGUUGGUAUAACAUCUUGUAUGUUUCAUAACCUCAAAGUGGAUUUCUUGAUAGACCGAGAAGAGAAGAACCAAAGAAAAAGUUUUUGCAAAAAGUGCUUUUGAAAGUCACUUUUAUGGACUAGCCCAACCCCAACUUAUAGCUAAAGAUCAAGUUGGUUAAACUGUAAUUGAAGGUCUAAAAUAAAGUAAAAUGUCUCAUAUUUCUAAUAAAACAUCUCAGCUUACAUUUUAAAAUAUUUAACAUUUUUCUAUUUUUGUAUAGAAAUUAAGGUGUUUAAAUUGUUUAAGUAAAAUGUAAUUGGCCUUCACUGAGCCAUGCCAUGGCCUUGCUGGGCCUCAAAAAGUUCUAUUGAUUAAUUACUGCAUAUAUUUUAUUUUCCCUCCAGAAGAAUAUGGACACACUAUUAUGAAUAUGCAUAAAUAUUCCCAGGAGCACAAUGUGUAAAACUGGGACAAAUAACAUUUUCAUUCUAUACAUAUUUAGAGUUCUCCAGGGUCACUUGAGGCUCGGAACGAUGGUACUAGAAGUUAUCUUAGACACUACCUAGUCUAACUUCUCCAUCUGUUUAAGAGGAAACUAGAGAGAGCUAAAAUCACUUGCCCAAGAUCUUGUAGUUAGCUACUGAAGAAUCUGGACUAGAACUCAAAGUCUACUUAUUCCUUGUCCAGUGUUCUUUCCAAAUCAAGUUGUUUCUCCUCAUUUCUGAGCUCUGGCCUUAGAGAAACCUAUGAGGCCAAAAGUUCUACUGACAUCCUGGGAAAAAUGUGAAUUUACCCCUCAAAUGACUUCUUGUGGGACCACACAAAUAGCCUUUUUAAAAAAAAUUAUGGUACUGACAACAUAAUACUAUUUUUCAUUUUCUUGUUUAUAAUGUGAACCUAGCUAAUGGAUCAAUAUAUAAGAAAUUCAAAUUCAUUUAACAAAGAGGUAGGUACCUAUAAAAGCUGCUGAGAAAAGGAUUUUCUGCAUUUCAGGAGAAAUCAGGCAUCUGUACCAUUGCCUUUUUAAUUUCCAUGAUAGAAACCCAGAGAUAGUGUUGACAGGGGAAAUACUUUAUUUAAUAUUGGAGCUAAUAGACUAUACAACAGACUAUACUUCCCAUAUAGGUUAGUAAUAAACCAGAGUCUUGCUAUAAUGCUUUCAUCUCUCUCUAUUGAAAUUUAGGCACCUUGGUGGCAUAGUGGAUAGAGUACCCGGCUGAGUAUCUGGAGGACCUGGAUUCAAAUCUGUCCUCAGACACUUC